ACCGCCGCGAGGCUGACGGGAGAUACCGCUCCGGACCCCACCGCGCAGCCGCCGUGUCGGUCGCUUCGUCGCCGUGGACCGCGGUGGUCGAACUAGUCGCCUACUCCCCCUCCCCACGAGGCCACGACCCAACCUGGGCCGAAAAAAAUCCUGUGCGCGCGGUGCGCACAGAGAGCGGCGUGCGCACCCCCGCACAUCGACGUCCGUCCGGGAUCGGACGAUCGCACCGCGCGCGCUCGCGAUGCACUUCUGCUGCGCACGGCUCGGCUCCCGUCCGGUUCCCGGAAUCGGCUCCUGGACGGACUCCAUAGGGCUUCCUGGACAGCUUCGUCACGGACGGGAAAGGCGGCAUGGCAGCUGUUCUGUCGCCGUCACCGUCGAUCCUCAGAUUAAAUGCUCCUUCUUGGGAUCGUGAAGAAGAGGAACAACAAAUACCGCAUGUUGGGUCAGUGGAGAUUGAAGUACCAGCUGAGAAUGUGGUUGAUAAAUAUGCACUGCUGGCACCUAAAGUUGGAAUGACUUUUGAUGGUGAGGAAAAGGCUUAUAAGAUGUACAAUACCUAUGCUGGAUGUGUUGGGUUCAGUGUUAGAAAGUACAGGACAACGCGCCGCAAAUUAGAUGAUAGUUUAUGUCAGAAAUAUUUUGUUUGCAGUGGCGAAGGACAACGGAAAAAUGAGGCAUCACAAAAGGACAUUACAAGGACCGGUUGUGAUGCUCAUGUCCAGUUUAGUAUCAGCAAGGAGAAUGUAUGGACUGUGCAAAAGGUCAUACUAGAUCACAACCAUUAUCUUGCCAGUCCAAAUAAGACACAUAAGUUGAGGUCCCAACGAGAGAUUAUAGAGGCAGAUAGAAAAUUAAUUGGGCAGGCACGACGAUCUGGAAUGAAGCCAUCCCAAGUUUUCAGUUUCAUGAAGGAGCAUUAUGGAGGGGAAGACAAAGUACCAUUUACUAAGAUGGAUUGCUAUAAUGAAAUUGGUCGCGAGCGCACACCGUACUUAGAAGCCAAUGAUGCACAAACAUUAUCUGAAUAUCUGAGAAAUAAACAAGUCGAGGACCCAACAUUUUUUUAUGCAGUUCAAGUGGACAAGGAAACUGGUCAUAUAGCAAAUUUCUUUUGGGCAGAUGGUCAGUCUAUCAUGGAUUACAAAUGCUUUGGUGAUGCUGUGUCCUUUGACACCACAUUUCAAACAAAUAAGUUUGAAAUGCCUUUUGCUCCAAUUCUUGGCACCAAUCAUCACAAGCAAACAAUAAUUUUUGGGUGUGCACUUAUGUUCAAUGAGACUAUUCCAUCAUUUGUUUGGCUAUUUCAGACCUUUCUAACAGCAAUGUCCGGGAAGCACCCAAGCACAAUUUUCACAGAUCAAGACGCAGCAAUGGCAGCAGCAAUUGCUCAUGUAUUCCCAAACACAGCUCACCGCCUAUGUUUGUGGCAUAUUGGCCAAAAUGCUGUCAAACAUCUUGGUCCUAUAAUUAAAGCGACAGAGGACGAGGUAGAGGACAAGUCAGGUAACAAGUUUUGGGCAGAUUUCAAAAGUUGUAUCUACGAAGACCGAGAAGAGAUUUACUUCACACAGAAAUGGCAUGAAUUGUUGGCUAAAUACAACCUUGAGGAUAACAAAUGGAUGUCAAACCUAUAUGAUUUGAGGGCAAAGUGGGCUGCGGUACACCGUGACUCAUUUACAGCAGACAUUCACUCGACCCAAAGGAGCGAAGGUAUGAACAAUGUCUUCAAGAAAAGAUUUCGUAGGAAACUCGGUCUUUCAGAACUCCUUGUAGAAUGUGAAAAAGUUGUAGUUGAUCUAAGAUCAAAUGAGACGGAUCCUUUCAGAAAUCCACUUUUAUUAUGCAAACAUGCUCUUAGAGUCUACAAUAUGAAUGGAGUAUAUAAUUUGCCAUCCCAAUAUAUACUGCCUAGAUGGACAAAGUAUGCUAAAAGUGGAUUUUAUAUUGAAAAAAAACAAGGAACCGAGGAGGGAGAUUUGAAAACACAGGCAGCACUUAUAUCUCGACAGGCCACAACUCUUGCAUUGAAGUGUUCGUCAUCAAAAGAACUUCUUGAUAAGUUGCAGAAAGCCAUGUAUGACUUGAACUUGGAAGCAGAUACUUAUCUAAGUGAGAUGCAUGAAAAAUCCAAUGAGAUUCCCCCUACUCCAAAUGAAUGUGUCCGACAACCACUAAAUGGUGUAAUAUCAUUCAAAAUCCCUCCAGUCAUAAAAGGUCCAAAGCAAACACGUUUUAAAAAUGUUCUUGAAAAGAACCCAGGGAAGAAGAAGAAGGGUGCCCGGAAGAAAGGUGACGGUUUGGAACAUGUUGAUAUCGAAACAAGAGACGAACAUGCUGAUGCAAACCUAAUUGAUUUUAAUGUUGGUGCAUCUUCAACCAUGAAUGCUCCUUUCGUCCAAGGUGGAUAUGCUAAUGUCACAAUGCCCCAGUUCAAUUUAUUUGCAAAUCCUUCUGCAAUGGCUCCUCCAUACAUACCAGGAGGGUACACAAGUCUCUUAAUGGGAGUUGAUCAAGAUGAUACAACGCAAGCUGCUGUUAGGAAGUUACAUUUUGAUGAAUCUAUGUAGACAUGUUCUCAUGAAAUGAACCAUAAUGUUUUGUAAACAUGAAUUUAUUUUGCUGUCAUGAAAGUAAUCAUUUUGGAUAUUUGGUUUCCCAACAUUAAUUUAUCUUGGCUGUGAUUUCGUCA
Zea mays is the source of this 2692-nucleotide messenger RNA. RefSeq names its product protein FAR1-RELATED SEQUENCE 5-like. The transcript is spliced from 5 exons. Lineage: Eukaryota; Viridiplantae; Streptophyta; Magnoliopsida; Poales; Poaceae. The record is from RefSeq and is a predicted model, not a curated record. The coding region runs from base 351 to 2570 and encodes 739 amino acids.